Molecule: messenger RNA, 6862 nt
Organism: Egretta garzetta (little egret)
Lineage: Eukaryota; Metazoa; Chordata; Aves; Pelecaniformes; Ardeidae
Gene: TNFRSF4
Product: TNF receptor superfamily member 4
Exons: 7
Coding region: 3629-4486 (285 amino acids)
Biological process (GO): inflammatory response
Molecular function (GO): protein binding; tumor necrosis factor receptor activity
Source: RefSeq, a predicted model, not a curated record
CAUUAAAUAUUUUUCUCCGUGCUUUGGAAAUGUUGCUGUUUUUAGGCUUGUCAGUGAGUAAGAAAAACCGAAACUCUUCAGAGGACAGACAAAAUACGCUUUAGAAAGAACUGUAAGACAGGGAUAAAUUCAGUUGAUAAUCUCAUGUUAAAAUGAGCUUAGACCACCUGCUGCGUUUGUCAGCCCCUGCUACCUUCCACCCCUCUACCAAUGCCCCACGUGUACUUGAUUGCAGGGUGGUGAGGUUUUAAUACGACUAGAAUCUGGAGAUGUUCAAAACAAAAUCCUGUGUCUAAAAAGGUGGUGCUUAGCAGAAGUCAUAGGUAUGGCUGGUUUAGAUUAAUUGGCAAGUAUCUAGGCUUUACUUUGCUGUUUUAACUAAGGCUUCAUAAAUACGCAAUGACCUGCACUUCAAACUAACACAAAAUUAUACAUGUAAGCAUACAGUUCUGCAAUGUGGUUGUUUGCAGUCUAGUUAAGACAGAAGUUUUAGCAAUAUUAGUUGAUAAUUCUCUAAAGGUCCUGACUGCAUUCUUGUAUUACACUCUAGUUGUUUGCACAGAUCAAUUAUUUAGAUGUAAUUUGAGCGGACAAGUUGUAUCUUGUCACAACCUGGUGCUCAGAAAGCAAGCGCUGGUUUGCAGAGGGAUUCCUGAGCAACUGAAAUAUGGUGAUGAAAUUUGGAACUUUAUCUGUCACCAGAGGUGAAGAUUAUGCAUACUCAGUUUUAUCUUCUGAUAAUGUGAGCAUGGAAUCCCUUUAAAAUACAAGGUAAGAGUAUUUAGCUAGCAAUUGCGAAAAUGUUGAAGUAUGUACUGUUGUUGCAGUUAUUUGCCACACACCUGAUAAAUCUGAAACUUGAGGAACCAAUGUGAAAAAUUCAUUUUUAAUGUAUGCAUGCAGUUGUGUACCCUAAUGCGUUUUGUUUUUCUCUGCCAGGAAUCAGGAUCACAUAACUAAUGACUGUAAGGAUAAAGUGGACUGCAUGGUGAGAUUUGGAGGUACCUGAGAUUAUUCCUGUCUUGGAAUUUUAGAAGUUCAAACUAUUCUAGUUUGUCUAUUCUAAUAUUUUAUAUGCACUCAGUCUUUCUCAGUUUCUUGUCGGCCCUUUCCCAUAGGGGAGCCCUUACUUGCCUGUAAUCCGUAAGGAAUCUAGUGACUUCUUUAAAGCCUUUUAUUAAGCUCUAGUUUUGAGUUCCAUGUUCUUUAUGUUUUGGGUUUUUUUUCAUGUACACAAACAAUCCGCCUGCUGUUUAUAGGACUUGCUAUCUGAGUGCUACUCUCUUGUGGACAAAGGUUCAUGUUUCUAGAAUUCAAAACCUUGUAUAGUAUAUCUAGGAUAAGCAUCUAUAGUAAAAAAUGAUACAUCUAUAUUAAAUAAAAUAGAGGGUCUUAUUUCUGACCCAUAGCAUGGCUCAGCUCACCACUCUGAAGCUCUCCUCUCCUACUACAACCAGGCAUCCAGGCUAUUUUUUGGGAGCAGGCUGUGGCACAUGUGAUUCCCACGACAAUGUAAAGCGGCAUUUGAGAGAGGUUAAUUUGCAUUGGUGAAAAUCCAGCCAAGGAGUGUGCUAGGUGCCAAAUGCAGUGGUAUAAUUGCUGUCUUCUCUCCCUGUUCUAUUCACUUGCAGAAUGCGGCCACGUAAAUGAAUCUGGCAACACUUAAGGAUGCCAUACGUAAAAGUUGAAUUCUCAAGAUGGUAUAUGAAAUUUGUGUGCUAACUGCUUUUAUUAAAUGAGCAUUUAAUUUGUAUUAAAGUAACAAGGAUAUCAAUGCUUCAUCAUCACUGUUCUGGUAAUUUGGGUGUUUUCAGUUUAAAUGUAUAUAGCAGAUUUGUAACUUUACCUUGUUUGUGAACAUCGUAAGAGUUUGCGUUUUCAGUUUCUUACUGAAUAAUAAUUGACUUAUUGAAUAGGUAAAGUCUGCUACUGUUUGUGAAAGAGAAUUGGGGGGAAAAAAAAUCUGAUUAAAUAGUGCUGAGGGAAUGACUGAGUCAUGAGGCGUAAAGCCACUUAAAUGGCAUUGAUACUACAGUGGGAAGAGAUUUGCAUAUUUCCUGCAUCCAGGUACUGACUGUGAAGGUAGUUGAAGUUCAGCUGAUUUGGUUUACGUGCUCUGUCAGCUUUGCUCCCUUUUGGAAAGAAUGGCUUUAAGGUAUAAAUACUUUUCCAUAGCAGUUGUUUUCCAAAAUGCUUAGAAAAUAGGAGAAGUAGAAAAAUAGUUACUGUUUUACCUCACUUCUGUCUCUCCUUCCACUCCUAAACAGUCUUACAGAAAUUUAAGAAAGAAAUGAAAAGCAGCAGCUCUGGGUAAAAAACAUGCCAUGGUGCUGAUGUUCAGUCCUCCCAAAUGCUGCAGGCUGAUAGGAUUCCAAAUGUACUUCUGUUCCAAUCAAAUCUCCUUUGCAUUUAGAUGUAAAUUGGCUGUAGAACUGCUUUGUCUGGGAAGACUGGCUAGGUUUUUUUAAUUAACAUAAACAAAACGUCUUUGACUACUGUAGGAUGUCUUUACUUGGGCCUUGCAUAAGAUUUAGUCAAAUCUCUUCGAACUGGAAGACCUGAAAUUUAGAUCCUAGAUCAAUAAGAUCGAAUUAGUAAAAUUCUGAUUAGUAAGCCCGGAAAGUUAAACCCACUAAUUCCUAGUGUGAUUGCUUUUUCCUCUACGUGCUUGUGUUAGAUGAGGGCAAGCCUGCGAUGCCAGUGUGCUAUUCAGCCUCCUCCAUUGCUGUCCCGUUGUUGCAUAGCUGGAUGGUGAAGCCUUCUGGGGGUUUGGAUUCCAGAGUUAACAUGCUUCUGUAGAACAAAAUAGGCAUCAAAAAUGGCUGGUAUGUGAAUAUUACAUCCUUUGCUUUCACAGAGCGCACGUCUGCUGGAAGCUUUUAUUUCCGUGGGAGCAAAUGGCCAGGGGUAACACAAAGUCUCUGUUUUGGAGUCAGGAGCUUGCUUUUCUUCAAUGGCAAUGCAGGGAGUCUGAUAUUAAGAGUUGAAAUGGAGACUGCAAAUGCUUCUCAUCUGUAGCUUUUGCUAGCUCCUGAGGGCAGUAUCAAGAUGACUGAUGAUUUGUGAUUCCGCACUCCCCCUGAGAAAUGUAUUAACAACAUUCUUUUUUUAUGCAGCAAUAAAAGUCACGGGUCUACCGUUGCCGUGAGACCAAGGGGAGAGAAUCUGUUUGUACUGCGCCUUUUAAGGAGCAAGCCUAUGUGGGCUAUGUUUCAUUUUACCUACGGGUCUCACCCGUAAAGGUUUUCAGAUGUUACCUCUGUAUUGCUUUAAUACUCCUCUUUACAAUAACAAGGAUCAUCUCUUCUAGUUCUGGCAUUCAAAGGCCUGUGCUUUCAUACCGUGUCGAGAGGUAUGUACCUGGCUGGAGGCACUCUAUUUUAAGGCUAUGAAAAUAAAUCUUUUUGUAACACUAUUCAGUAGGCUGUCUUUCUGCCUAUGAAUAAUUUAGUUGUGAACUGCAAAAAACAGGUUUGUAGGGUGUGGGAAAAAAGAUGGGGGCGUGGAGCACAUGCUGGGAAUUUCCCAGCAACUGACCUAUGAAUUUGCUCUGGUCACCAGCAGUUUAGAAUCAGUUCUCCAAGAGUUUGCCGCUAUCAGAAUUUUGCUGGGACAGUAGGGCUGCAAUAUGGUAGCUGUAGGUUUUUAUUCGUGUUUUUCUACUAUUUUGUUCUUGCUGCUGGCCGUCACCAUUAGCCAUUGCUUGGAACUGAAAUGCAAAGAACAUCAAUAUCGUUUUGGAGAAAAGUGCUGCAAGGACUGUGCCCCUGGUGAAAGAAUGAGAAGCCGCUGCACAGCAACAACGGAUACGGUCUGUGCUCCCUGUCAAGACGAAUACUUUAGUAGUGAGCACAGCCACAACUUCUGCAAGAGCUGUACAAUCUGCAACACUAGGAAGGGAAGUGUGGAAGUGAAGAAGUGUGAGAAGACCUCUGACAGAAUUUGCAAGUGUGCUGCAGGUUACAUGCCGGAUGUCAGAUACAAACUGGGAAGUGUAUGCUUACCAUGCCCUGAAGGGUCUUAUUCCAUAGGGGAAAAUGAAAACUGUCAUCCUUGGACCAACUGCAGCGUUCUUGGGAAAGCUACACUUUUACAAGGGACAAAAACAAACGAUGCUGUUUGCAGCAACCAUGCCACACAGCCACCUUCCUCUCAGAGUGCAACACCUGCUUUGAAUCUUUCCACCACUGACCACAAGAAUAAUAUGUCGACUGCAGUGUUCUCACCGUCCAGACCCAGUGUGAUUCCUUUCACUUGCUCGGAUGUAAACAGCCCCACAGAGACUAACUGGGGGUCUUUAUCACUUAUCCUUAUUUGUCUGGUACUGCUCAUGGUGAGUGGGAUGUCCAUCUUCCUGUUGAUUAUCCAAGCAGCCAAAAAAGAGACAAAGAGGAGGCCUUGUAGAAACAACCAUAAGGAAAGAAGCUUUCGAAUUCCUAUCCAGGAAGAACAAAUUGACUCCAAUUCUAGUCUCAUCAAAAACUGACUCCACACUAUGUUACUGUUUCCUGCAUUUCUGAGCCGAUCAACCAUAACAAGUAAUGUGACAGAGCAUUCUGUGGCUAUAUGUGUGGAUGUGUGUAACUGUUUAAUGGCACUUCGGUUCCUUUGGGUCUCGUUGGGUGGCCCCUUUGGCAUUAGGACCCAUGAGAGUAGCUGUUCUUGGUGGAAUCAUGUGAUUCUUUCUCUUAGGCAGAUCCUGUGCACAGCAUCCCUGUUGCCAGGACUGAGUUGAUACAGUCCUCUGUGUGUUUCUAGCCAAUUCUGUAUGUAGUGAUGGGCAGUUGUCUUUGGACUGAAGAAAGGUGGACAUCCUGUUGUGCUGAAUACCUUGGUGUGUCUGUCAUCAGCAAGGCUGCUUCAGUCAAGCUUGGACAUCUCCACAGUAAAACUGUUUAGGUUAAACCACUGUUGUGGGACUUGAUUGUGGGACUUGAAUCCACAAGCAAGUUUGGUUCCAGACAGCGCUCUGGAUUUGGGGAAAGUCUGUUUAUGUCAUGGGUUUAGAAGCAUGUACGUGGACAUUUAGAGUUUUUCUGCUGAUGAAUGGUAAAUUUGUGAUUGUUUAGAAAAGAGUAACUCCCUAGAUGCUCUCUGUUGGUAAGAGGCAAGAGCUGAACUCUGUAACACAGUGCUGACUCUGGGCCUUCAAGGGUUACAAAGAUCGCGUAACAGUGGAUAGCUGCCUAAACUAUGCUCUGACUACUUACCUGGAUGCUCACCUUGUGCAUGCUGUCAAUGGAGCCUGCAUUCAGAACUGAAGACGUGUUCUUGAUUUGGUCUCUGUGCAGUUAAAAUACCUGGUUGUUUGCCUGUACAAAAGGAAUUUUACUUCUGUAUUGUUUUGCCACAAGUUAAUCGGUCUGUAGUUUUGGAAAGCAUUCAAAUUUUAGGUAACAAGUUCAAAAUCUGAAGCCUCUGAGGGAAACCUGAAGUGUUAUUGUCGAUACCUUUUGGUGUAAUUUAAAUACCUCGGUGUAAGAUUUCAAGAAGUAAACUUGAAAGUUAUAUAAUACAGAAGUGUUUUGCACUUCAAAUAUAACUCCUCAGUUAAUAACUCAUUAGGGAUCGGUAUUUUAUAUACACAGUACCAAAGCAUAUGCCAAAAUAUGCAACAGGAAACGUAUUCAAGAAUACAACUGGUGUCUAGAAACAUGUUUUUAAACAUAUGUCUUCUUAUAUGUUAUACAUAUGGUGUACUUAGCAGUGAUUUCCUAUUUUGAAGUGCAUAUACAAUGUAUAUAAAUGUUUGUAUUAUAUACGAAUUGUGAUAGUGACUUUUUGAAAUAAAUUGUGGUAGCAGCUAGAUGUGCAUGUAUGAUGUGUAUGAUUGGAGAGUACAAAUGAGCAAAAAGUGACUCCAAUGUGUAUAGUUCUUAGAAAGCAGGAUCACCAAAUGGUCCAUCCUGUGGUUUAGCAGGCUUUGAGUUCACAUGCUGCCUUGCCCCUGUCUUUCUGUGUAAUUUGAGAAAGCUGUGUGUAGUGUUUUUUAUCUGUGAACCUGUCCUGGCAGCCGUUCUGGCCUGAGAGUUGCUGUGAUACUCGGGAUGAUAAGGCUCAGCCCCUUUAAAAGCAUAGAGCCCCGGUUUUGAAUGUGGAGGUCUUUAAAAGCGUGCUGUGGCCUAAACGCUGUGGUCUUGCAGUGAAUUGGAUGGCAAAGUGCAAUGGAUGAAUCUGAGAAAUGCAUUCCAAAUUCUCGCAAAAGAUGCUUAUCAAGUUUGUAGUCUGCACUUCAGAGGCAAUAAAGCGAGUACCAUGUUUCCAUGUAACUGAGCAAGGUGCAGAUAACUAAUGAGCUAUCUGAGGUUGUGGGUUAUAUGGUGGAAACACAGCCCACAGGAACAGAAGUGCUGCUGUGGCAGCAGAGCUCCUCUGUGGUGCGGACUCAUCAGCUGUUUCCACGAAUUUUACUUGUUUACUGCCCUCUGGCUCAGCUGCAUGGGAAGAUACCCGAGUGCGCUAUCUUCUCGUGCCUCCCUACGGCCUCCCGAUCAGAUUUCCUGCAAACGAGGGCAUGGGUUCCCUCUGGCUGAAGCAGGAAUUGAUACUGGCCCUGGAAGCGCGCAGCAGGAGUAGGGUAGCCGAGGACAAGUUGCAUUUGCUCAUCAACCUUUGGAGAACUGCAGACGGACAAUUCGGCGUGCUGUGUGGCUGAAGGCCUGUCAUAGCAAGCCCUCGCAGGCUGUAAUUGCUGGCUUUUGUGCUAAUGCAUACCUGUGUGAGCCACUCUGUGCUGCCUGUACUGCUGUAUCGGGGCGUAUAAUCUGAUUAGAAGAGUUAAACCAUAAUAACACUUGAUAGGAUUGGAGGCAUUUAUGAUUUGAUUUUUUUGAGGAUUUUGGGUAUUGGUGGACUGCCGGUU